Molecule: messenger RNA, 2516 nt
Organism: Gossypium raimondii (Peruvian cotton)
Lineage: Eukaryota; Viridiplantae; Streptophyta; Magnoliopsida; Malvales; Malvaceae
Product: nuclear intron maturase 2, mitochondrial
Exons: 1
Coding region: 218-2395 (725 amino acids)
Biological process (GO): mRNA processing
Source: RefSeq, a predicted model, not a curated record
ACUCAAUUUCAAAGCGCCUUUAGCUGCCAGGAGAGGGAAAAAAGGGGGGGGUUUGUUUUAGGGUUCUUCAAUUAUUUCAAGUAAGGAAUUUUCUUUUUGUAAUAUCAGUUUCAUUUUUCAUUUCGAUUUGUACCUUCGAAUUUAGGGUUAAUAGUUAUUUAGUUAUUAAAUCCAAGAAAUGGCAUGAAUUUGUAGUAGUUUAGUUCAUAAUCCCCAAAUGCAUCGAAGAAUCACAGUUUUCACCUUUCAAGUUCUAAAAAGUCCCAGUAUUAUCCCUACCCGAACCACCCAACUUUUCUCCAAAUUGAAUCCCUUUGCCCGUGGAACAAAUGGGUUUGCUUUGUGUCGAUUGUUUUCGUUUACUCCGGUGCACCGGCGUGUGCCGGAUCCCGAUGACCCGAUGAACCUAAUGAAAGAAGAUGGUGUAUCGGUUUGUUCCCAAAUGUGGAUUGAGAAUUUUAGAGAACCUGAUAGGUUGGUUUCCAAUUUGAGCUCGUACCUUCGUAGAUUCGAAUUAUGGGUGUUGGCUUAUCAGAAAGUUUGUGCCGAUGAAAUAGGAUCGUAUGUGCCUCGUAGUUCAAUCACUAGGUCCGCGUUGGAAGAUUUGUUAGCUUUGAGAAAUGCUGUUCUUGAUAAUAGGUUUAAGUGGGGUGCUAGGUUAGAGUUCUUUAUAAAAUCACCUAAAGAUAAGACGGAUUACGAAUCUUUAUCGAAGAGGAAGAUUAAGGCGAUUUUAACGACUACGCAACCUGCUCCGUUUCAAGAUAAGUUAGUGCAGGAGGUUUUGCUUAUGAUUUUAGAGCCGAUAUAUGAGGCUCGCUUCUCUCAGAAGUCAUUUGCGUUUAGGCCUGGGAGGAAUGCUCAUACUGUCUUGAGGGUGAUUAGGAGAAAUUUCGCCGGUUAUUUAUGGUAUAUAAAAGGCGAUUUAAGUCCGAUUUUAGAUGGAUUGAAAGUGGGGUUGGUGAUAAGUGCUUUGAUGAGGGAUGUGAGGGAUAAGAAGGUUAUUGAUUUAAUCAAGCUUGCAUUAGUUACACCGGUAAUAACGAGUCCGGUUGAUGGGACGGAAAAGAAGAAAAAGACAAAGAGGAAGUAUCAGAAGAAGAAAGUGUUGGCUGAGGAUGAACCGAAGCCCGAUCCUUAUUGGUUGGAGACAUUUUUUGGUUUUGCACCCGAGGAGGCAGAGAAACUUCCUUCAUGGGGGCAUUGUGGAAUUCUUAGUCCACUAUUGGCUAAUAUAUGUCUUGAUGAAUUGGACCGGUGGAUGGAAGGUAAGAUUAAGGAUUUUUAUCGUCCAUCAAAGAGUGAUGUUAUAUGGAAUAGUCCUGAAGGAGAAGCAGAACAAGGGAAUACAUCUUGGCCAGAAUUUGUACCAACAAGUGGACCGGAUAAGACACGGAAAAUGGAUUAUGUACGGUAUGGAGGUCAUAUUUUGAUUGGUAUCCGUGGACCAAGAGCAGAUGCAGCAACGCUGAGAAAACAGUUAAUCGAGUUUUGUGAUCAGAAAUAUAUGAUCAAGCUUGAUAAUGAGAGCCUCCCGAUCGAACACAUAACCAAAGGUAUUAUGUUUCUCGACCAUGUACUUUGUCGGAGAGUGGUAUAUCCAACUCUUCGGUACACAGCAACUGGUGGUAAGAUUAUUAGUGAGAAAGGUGUUGGGACCCUUUUAUCCGUCACGGCGAGCUUGAAACAAUGCAUCAAGCAAUUUAGGAAGUUAAACUUUCUUAAGGGUGAUAGGGAACCGGACCCACAACCAUGUUUUAGAAUGUUCCAUGCAACUCAAGCUCACACCAAUGCUCAAAUGAACAAGUUCUUGUCAACAAUGGUGGAGUGGUAUAGAUAUGCCGACAACCGGAAAAAAGUUGUUAAUUUUUGUUCCUAUAUCAUUAGGGGUUCCCUAGCAAAGCUCUAUGCUGCAAAGUACAAGCUUCGUUCACGAGCAAAGGUUUAUAAAAUUGGUGCAAGAAAUCUGAGUCGUCCUUUGAAGGAGAGGAAAGGACAGUCACCCGAGUACCAGAAUCUACUGAGAAUGGGGCUUGCUGAGUCAAUUGAUGGCCUUCAGUAUACAAGGAUGUCUCUGAUUCCCGAGACUGAUUAUACGCCUUUCCCUAGCAAUUGGAGGCCUGAUCAUGAGAAGGCAUUAAUUGAAUAUAUAAGGCUCGACGAUCCAAAAACUCUGGAAGAGCAAAAAGGUUGCAUUCAAGAGCAGGGACUUGUUUCACCACAGGACUACAUAUCGAUGCUAGUAUGGAAUUACAAAAGAAAUGCAAUUGCGAUGGAUCAACUUUCGCUAGUAAAAAGUGCUGGUUUGUUGUCGAGCUCAAAUCGUGAGAACGAUGAUCCGAAGAACAAGGAACAAGAGGAAUCCGAAGAAAGGCUUCAUGCUUCACAAAUGUAAGAUUUUAUAACCAGUGAUUAAAAAUACUUUUUUGAGUUCCUUUGUUAGUGGAAUUUGUAUUGGUUUUAUUCAUAUAUACACAUGCUUAUCAAAUAGAUUGAAAUGGUGGAUCUUUUGACAA